AUGCAGUGCUUCAACAGAUGGCUGCAGCUGCUCGAGGAUGAGGCAAAGAAAGAGGAGAAAGAAGGCUUCCGUGUGCUAGAGCACAUCAUAGAAGAUCACAUCGUCCCGACGCGGUCAAACUGCCAGGCAACUCAUUUCCCUUGCGGGAACUCGACGACUUGUAUUCCGAGAGAGCUCCAUUGCAAUGGCCAGGAAGACUGCGAGAAUGGCGCGGACGAACAGGGAUGCCAGGAUCUUUCGAAAGGCAUCAUCUCGGUGGGUGGCGUGGUCAAGUUCGAUUUCACGAGUUCCACGAUGAGAGAAGAGGGCGAAGACGAUGAAUAUCAGCCACCCUUGUGCACGCCGAGUCUGGGACUGCCCAAAGGAUGCGUUUGCCAUAUUGGCAGAGAUGGCAAACAAUACGUUAAUUGCGCAAACGUUGAAGUGAACAGCCGAUUCAACGGAAGCUAUCCGCUCGUUCAGAGACUCGUCGUCCAGGACAGCUAUCUCGGCGUCAUAACACCCGACACUUUGGCUGGUUUCACGAAUUUGAAAAUCUUGUUCCUCAACAACUCCAUCUCAGGUAUUACGCCGGAUGCAUUUGAAAAGCAGGAGCGACUCCGGCAACUGUAUAUCUCCAACAACGAAUAUCUCGGUAACAUUCAGCUUGGUGUAUUCAGCGGAUUGAAUGAACUCAAUGUAUUAAAAAUCACUGGAAAUCGUCUGGAGUCGUUCGAUCUGAGUCAUUUAACUUAUAUGUCGAAACUCGGAGUCCUCUUCCUCGUCAAUAACCAGCUCAGGACGUUGUCCUCCUCGGCGCCUCUACACACCCUCCGUAAUCUAGAUCUGAAGGACAAUUUGCUGGAGGACGUGGACCAAACGAUGCUGGCCCGUUUGGUCAAUCUAGAAAUUUUAUACUUGAGGAAUAAUCGUAUCAAGAAGCUGCAUCCGGACGUGUUCCAGCACAAUCCGAGGCUCAUCGAGCUAGAUCUCAGCGGCAACGAAAUCACAUAUCUAGCGCCCGAAAUCUUCCGAAAACUGAGGGGGCUCGCCACUUUGAAUCUGGCGAACAAUCCUUUGACAACCCUCGACGUGAAUAUAUUUGUACACAGCCGGAACCUUACUUCUUUAAAUUUGUCGAACUUGGAGCUGGAAAAUAUCGACGUCGCCCAUUUUCAUCGUUUGCGGAGCUUGAAGUUCAUAUAUUUCAAAAAGUUUCAAUACUGUAGCUACGCCCCGUACGUUCGCAUUUGUUACCCAAAAACCGAUGGCGUUUCCUCUACGGAGCAUUUGCUUGAAUGGCCGAUCCUACGACUGUCCGUAUGGAUCGUUGCGAUUUCGACGUGUGCAGCCAACAGCGUCGUGUUCACCUGGAGAGUCAUCAGCAAGAAGGAAGACCGAGUGCUUUCCUUGUUCAUCAAGAAUCUGUCAAUCGCCGAUUUCCUCAUGGGAGUGUACCUCCUGAUCGUCGGCAUCCUGGAUGUGGCUUUCCGAGACGAGUACAAUCGCCAUGCGAGACAGUGGAUGACGAGCUGGCGUUGCACUGCCGUAGGAUUGUUAGCUAUGAUAAGCUGCGAGGUCUCCGUUCUCAUCCUUUCCCUCAUCACUAUCGAACGAUACCGCUGUAUCAAGACCAAUGUACGGGUCGUGACUGUGACAGCAGCCCGCUGGUGCGUAGUGGGAGUAUGGUGUACUGGGUUCCUUCUGGCGCUUUACCCGGUUUUCCAUUGGCCUCAGCCCUCAUUCUACUCUUCGAAUGGACUCUGUUUCCCGCUUCACAUCGAUGAUCCAUUCACUCUGGGCUGGCAAUACUCUGCCCUUGUUUUCCUCGGGAUCAACCUCGCCGCGAUGCUGUUGAUUAGCAUGCUUUACGCAUGGAUGUUCGUUAUAAUACGCAACGACCGGCAACAUGCUCGUCCGGUGACCUUGAAGAGACGCGAAGAUUCAGUACUAGCGUUCCGAUUCUUCCUCAUCGUUCUCACGGACUGCCUCUGUUGGAUUCCGAUAAUCGUCAUCAAACUGGCUGCUCUGUGCAACGUGAAAAUUUCUCCUGACGUAUACGCUUGGGUGGUGGUUUUUGUACUUCCAAUCAACUCAGCCCUCAACCCAGUGAUAUACACCUUGGCAGCGCCUACAGAACUUCGAAGAAGGAUCGAACGCUUCUUGAGUCAUUGUAUCUACUGUCCCACCGCGUUAAGGCGUCUUCUACCACAUUCCGACAAACUUACUACGCCGCGAUCUUCCCUGGCUACGGGUACCGAUGUACCGUCGAUGCCGACGGAAUACACUCUGUGCAACGAAACUGCCAAGCUGUAA
Messenger RNA from Galendromus occidentalis (western predatory mite), 2295 nucleotides. It is a transcript of the gene Lgr3, whose product is annotated as Leucine-rich repeat-containing G protein-coupled receptor 3. Gene Ontology annotation, cellular component: plasma membrane. The record is from RefSeq and is a predicted model, not a curated record. The transcript is spliced from 21 exons. Lineage: Eukaryota; Metazoa; Arthropoda; Arachnida; Mesostigmata; Phytoseiidae. Gene Ontology annotation, molecular function: protein binding; G protein-coupled peptide receptor activity. Bases 1 to 2295 code for a protein of 764 amino acids. Gene Ontology annotation, biological process: hormone-mediated signaling pathway; activation of adenylate cyclase activity; adenylate cyclase-activating G protein-coupled receptor signaling pathway.